CCAACGGUGUUAGGAAACCAAAUGCCACCGAGGCCUAGCUCCAGCUUCUGGAGCGCGGAACUCAGUGCCAUGUAACUCGAGCCGAAGGUUACGACGUUCUCUCUGGGGCGGGCUCUCCUUUGGGCUGAGCUCCCUGGUGACCGCUGGAGCGCGCAGUCUGUGUUUUCUGUCCAUUCAUCAUCACGUCGAAACCCGGCCUCCAGGGAACGCCGGAAGAGGCGGGGCAGGGGCUGCCGCGAACGGAAGUAGCGCCAUUUGUACUGCUAACGCUGCCUGAGCUGAUGCGGGGAACACGUCCCUCAGCCGGGGCCGCGGCCCUCACCCGAGGUCCCCGCGGGGCUCAGGACGUCGGGGAGCUGAAGCCCGGCGCCGUGGCCUGCGACCUGCAGAGGGGCACAUCUAACAUGUCAUUUGAGGAGCUGUUGGAAUUGCAGAGCCAAGUGGGCACUAAGACAUAUAAACAAUUGGUAGCUGCAAACAGCACUAAGAAACAAGGUUCUAGACCACCUGUCCAAAGCGCAUGUGUUGCAGAUAAGCACAGGCCUCUGGAAAUGUCAGCCAAGAUCCAAGUACCAUUUUUACGUCAGGUUGUUCCCAUCUGUAAAAAGGUAGCCCGGGACCCCCGCUUUGAUGAUCUGUCAGGAGAAUAUAAUCCUGAGGUGUUUGACAAAACAUACCAAUUCUUGGAUGAUAUCCGAGCCAAAGAGAAAGAGCUUGUGAAAAAGCAAUUGAAGAAGCACCGUGCAGGGGCGGAGCAUGAGAAACUGCAGCAGCUGCUUCAGCGAAUGGAGCAGCAAGAAAUGGCACAGCAGGAACGAAAGCGGCAGCAGGAGCUGCACCUGGUCCUGAAGCAGGAACGGCGGGCUCAGGCCCAGCAGGGCCAUCGGCCAUAUUUCCUGAAGAAAUCUGAGCAGCGCCAGCUGGCCCUAGCAGAGAAGUUCAAGGAGCUGAGACGCAGAAGGAAGCUGGAGAGCUUCUUAAGUAGAAAGAGGCGCCGAAAUGCAGGCAAGGAUAAGAGACAUCUCCCUUUGAGCAAAGAGUAAUAAGGAACUGUCCUCUGCUUUGCUACUGCCUCAGGGAGACAUGGAUCUAUGGGGACAGUCUUGGGCUUGGCUUGUUUUCCUGGUUCCUUCCUGUUCAAGGGCAAGAAUCACAGCUGCCAUUGAACUAGGUUGGCUCAGAGAAGGCUGGAGAGCUCUUGAACUGCCCCUAGGACUUGACAAGAAGAGUAGCUCAGCCUUCUGCCCAGCCACACUGCCUCUGCUUGGAUCUGCUUCAUCAUGUCUUCAUGACCACCUCCCAUCCUUGCCUUAAAGCAGUGAUUCUGGUACAGAAGAAGAGGGGCCAGUGAGUGACCCUGAGGCCAGUGAAGGCCAUGGAAUCUGCUCAUGGCUCCCAGGGUUGGGAUUUUAUGUAGAAGCCACUUCAUAAACAUUCUUGUUACUCAUC
Messenger RNA from Microcebus murinus (gray mouse lemur), 1449 nucleotides. It is a transcript of the gene RRP36, whose product is annotated as ribosomal RNA processing 36. Gene Ontology annotation, cellular component: nucleolus; 90S preribosome. Lineage: Eukaryota; Metazoa; Chordata; Mammalia; Primates; Cheirogaleidae. Gene Ontology annotation, biological process: maturation of SSU-rRNA from tricistronic rRNA transcript (SSU-rRNA, 5.8S rRNA, LSU-rRNA). The record is from RefSeq and is a predicted model, not a curated record.